GCCCUAAAACAGGCACAACCAAGCGCAUCCCUACCCACCGCACCGCAUCGACCACGUUAUCCACGUAACGCACGUUGUCGUCGUCGAGGCCUCCUCUCACCAAUCUCCAGGCGCCCUCACCACGCACAGCCAAUUGCGAGCCUGAAACCCACGAAAAUAGCCCUGCAAGCCCACGCGCCAAGCCCUGCCCGCUAGUUGGAUACCCAUCAUCCCAGACAGACCGACACGACACCGACCCCAAACCCGAACCACCGUGAACCUUGCAACGCAACGACUCCCUAUCCUUUUUUUGCACCCUACCCAACGCGUCACCGGACACAGACGCCUUUACAGCUGACACUCCCCUUCUCCACACAUACGAACCUAUAUCAGCCGGGCAUCCCAUCGUCGGGUCCCGCUUCUUUUUUCUCUUUCGUCAUGACGACUACCGCCGCACAAGACGAAUUCAACGACCUUAUCCGCAGAAACGAAGACCUCGGCGACCGCAACCCACACCCAGAGGACAUUGACAACGACUCUGACAUCAGCGACCCUGAAUCUCCGGGCCGCGCAAACGACUACCUCGAAAAAGUCGAUACAGACGACGAACUCGACAUCCCAGCCGACAUGAGGGCAAACUACUACAUGCCGAACCUCCGCUCGGAAGCAAACACCGGUCCCAAAGGUGUCAUUGCUGAUGCGCAGGCGUUUGAGCAGGCCAAGAAACAAGCGAGGCGGUUCACGUGGAAGAGCAAGAGUGCGGCGCAGCCUGCGCAGUAUAAUGUUAGUGCGUAUCGGGAUGAGAAGAGCGCUUCGUCGGGGAGCGAGGAUGAUAUGGAUGAGGGCUUCAUGAGGCAGUGGCGUGAGGCAAGACUACGUGAGCUACAGAAUGUUGGCGAGAGGAUACGGUCGAGGACGAACAGUCCGAGUAGGAGGAUAUAUGGCGGCAUGCCGCUUGUUGAUGGAGAGGGGUAUUUGGAUGCUGUUGAUAAGACGGCGUCUGGGACUGUGGUUGUCGUCUUCAUCUACAACUCUGACCCCGACGCACUUGUAUCCCAAAGCUUCGAGUCCGUAAUGCGGGAUGUAGCUAAGCGCAACGACACCGUCCGCUUCGUCAAGAUGCACAACGACGACGCUGAGAUUGAGGACACGGGUGUACCUGCCGUGCUAGCAUACAAAGGCGGCGAGAAGUUUGCGGAUAUCAUUCCGCUCGUUGAUGCGCUGCCGGAUGAUAGCGAGUUGAGUGCGGUUGCGCUCGAGACGGUGUUUAGACAACGUCGCAUCCUCUGAACAUGAUAUUCAGACUUCGCCAUCUCACUACCACCUACCUACCUACCUCACAACCGUGAUACCCAUUUCGCGGUCUCUCCUCACGGUUCACUUCGGUGAAACAUCGGCGUUACUAUGUCAUCGGGUCGCACCAAACCCUCUCCGACCCUGGUAGUUUCAGCACGGUACAACAAUGCUCGCCUCGGCCCCUGCCUUCAUCUCACUCCGGGAUGACGGAAGCAUGUUCGCGCAGCUUGUUGCAGCGAUGAACCUCAUCUCUUUUAUGUCCUGAUUAUAUAUUUAGCGACGCGGUAUUGUUUAUAUGCAUGGCCGUGAUUGGCGUUUUGGAUUAGAUUGGGUUGUGGCCGCAGGGCUUUCUUGGUUAUGAGAAGACUGUGCUUUGCGACGAAAGGGUGUUGAUAGAUACCCAAUAUGAUGUUAGAUUUCCG
This is a messenger RNA of Alternaria alternata, 1697 nucleotides long. RefSeq names its product thioredoxin-like protein. The coding region runs from base 418 to 1269 and encodes 283 amino acids. Lineage: Eukaryota; Fungi; Ascomycota; Dothideomycetes; Pleosporales; Pleosporaceae. The transcript is spliced from 3 exons. The record is from RefSeq and is a predicted model, not a curated record.